CGGUCCGAGAUGUUCGAAUACCUCUCCGUGCUGCUACUAAUAUCCGCGGACUUGACCGCCACCCAAGACCUGCGCCGUUACGGCGACCUGCGGGACUGGUACCUGGACAGCGUGCUCGUGCCGAAUCGCCUGGCCAAGCCCAUACGGGACCAACCCGGACGGAGAGGUGACUUCCUUACGGCGAACUGCGACGGCUAUUACGGCACGAUCUACGCCGAGCUGGUGCUGGUUCGGAACCUGCUGGGCAAGUGCACCGGCUGCAGCCGGAACCUAACCUAUAUGGUGCCCGGGGAGGACGAGUGCUAUCCGGGACUGUGCUACGAGGGAGUUGGGUGUGACCUGCGGGAUGACGGAGAGAACGAGCAGGCCUACUGUGAGCAGUGUCCGAUCGGGUACGACGGUGACGGGCGGGUUUGUGCGAAGCGGAACGAUUGCCGGGAGGGGUCGUGCGCGGCGAGGGUGGAGUGUGCGGCGGCGGAGGAGUAUCCGUACUUCCGGUGCGGGCCGUGUCCGGCCGGGUACGAAGGGGAUGGACGGAAUUGCGGGAAGAUUGACAGGUGUGUUGAGAAUCCGUGCUUUGAGGGGGUUGAUUGCGGUUGGACGGAGGUGGAUCCGUUUUACCGGUGUGGAUCGUGUCCUCCAGGAUUCUCUGGAGAUGGAUCGAAAUGUCAAAAGAUUGACAAGUGCAUUGAACAUCCAUGCUUUGAAGGGGUUGAUUGUCAAUGGUCGGACCAGGAUCCGUACUAUCAGUGUGGGAAGUGUCCGUCCGGAUACAAAGGUGACGGCAAAACUUGCACAAAAAUUGACAUCUGUGCAAAGGGACCAUGCUUCAAAGAUGUGGACUGUGCAUGGAAAGCGUACUCUCCGUAUUACCAAUGUGCAUCAUGUCCUCUGGGAUUCGAAGGAGAUGGAAUAACCUGUACCAAGAUUGAUGUCUGUUCACGAGGACCGUGUUUCGAGGGAGUGGACUGCAUUUGGACAGAAAAGGAUCCACACUACCAGUGUGGAGCGUGUCCCCCAGGAUUCUCUGGAGAUGGAUCGGAAUGUCAAAAGAUUGACAGGUGUAUUGAGAAUCCAUGCUUUAAAGGGGUUGAUUGUCAAUGGGCGGACCAGAAUCCGUACUACCAGUGUGGAGAUUGUCCGUCCGGAUACGAAGGUGACGGUAAAACUUGCAGAAAAAUUGACAUCUGUGCAACGAGACCGUGCUUCGAUGGCGUGGACUGUGCAUGGAAUGCGGACCCCCCGUAUUACCAAUGCGCUUCUUGUCCUCUAGGAUUCGAAGGAGAUGGAAUAACCUGUACCAAGAUUGAUGUCUGUGCAAAGGGACCAUGCUUCGCGGGCGUGGACUGCACUUGGACAGAAAAUGAUCCACACUACCAGUGUGGAUCGUGUCCCCCAGGAUUCUCUGGAGAUGGAUCGAAAUGUCAAAAGAUUGACAAGUGCAGUGAGAAUCCAUGCUUUCAAUGGGUUGAUUGUCAAUGGUCGGACCAGGAUCCGUACUUUCAGUGUGGAGACUGUCCUUCCGGAUAUGAAGGAGACGGUAGAACUUGCAGAAAAAUUGACAUCUGUGCAAAAGGACCAUGCUUCAAAGGUGUAGAUUGUGCAUGGAAAGCGGACCCUCCGUAUUACCAAUGCGCUUCUUGCCCUCUAGGAUUCGAAGGAGAUGGAAUCACUUGUACCAAAAUUGAUGUUUGUUCAAGAAGACCAUGCUUCGCGGACGUGGACUGCACUUGGACAGAAAAGGAUCCACACUACAAGUGUGGAUCGUGUCCCCCAGGAUUCUCUGGAAAUGGCAAAAAUUGCACCAAAUUGGACACCUGCUCCAAAGAUCCAUGCUUCCCGACCGUACUCUGUCAAUGGAGCGCGGUUACACCGCACUACCAGUGCGGACCGUGUCCCUCAGGUUACACCGGUGACGGCCGCGCGUGCACCAAGCUGAACACCUGCGAACCCUCACCCUGCUACCCGGGACUUCAAUGUAGUUGGUCCGACAGUCCACCCAACUUCCAGUGCGAACCCUGCCCGUCCGGUUACGAAGGAGAUGGAGUCUACUGCAGUAGGAAUCCCUGCCUGCAGAAUCCAUGCUUUAGCGGGGUUAGCUGCCGGAAGAUGGCGUCGGAUCCGUUCUUUGCGUGCGGAUCGUGUCCGACGGGACUGGCGGGUAACGGAAUUUUGUGCGGGAACGACUUGGACUCCGACGGGUAUCCGGAUGAGGGACUCAACUGUGCGGAUCCUAAGUGCAGUAAGGAUAACUGCCUGCGGCAGCCAAACUCUGGCCAGGAGGAUUCCGACGGCAAUGGAGUCGGGGAUGCCUGCGAGAAUGACGUGGAUUCGGACGGAAUUACCAACGGAGUGGACAACUGUCCGUACGUAUCGAAUGAGGAUCAGUCAGAUCGGGACAAGGACAACAUCGGGGAUGUAUGCGACAAUUGCGCUUUGACGAGCAACACCGAACAGAUGGAUCUUGAUAAGGAUGGAGUUGGUGAUGCGUGCGAUCCGGAUAUUGACGGAGAUGGAUUCUCGAACCAGUUAGACAACUGCAAACUUCAGUACAAUCCGAGUCAGGAGGACUACGAUCGGGACGGUGUUGGAGACGUCUGUGACAACUGUCCAAAAAUCGCGAAUCGAAAUCAAAAAGACACAGAUUCGGACCAGAUUGGCGAUGUGUGUGAUACCGAUGAGGAUUUCGACGAAGACGGACUCCAGGACAACAGGGAUAACUGUCCGAAGGUGGCGAACGUUAACCAGUGUGACAGCGAUGGAGAUGGAAUAGGUGACGCGUGCGAUGUCGACCAAGAUAACGAUGGAGUGUUGAAUGAAGCGGACAACUGUCCUCUGGUUGCGAACGUCGACCAGACCGAUCUCAACAAGGACGGCAAAGGCGAUUGCUGUGAGAACGACUUUGACGGGGACGCUGUCACCGACAGGAUCGACAACUGCCCCGCCAACCGGAACAUUAUGGAGUCCGACUUUCGAAACUUUACCACGGUGGCGCUUGAUCCGGAAGAUGAUGCUCAGGCCGAUCCUCACUGGGAGAUUCUGAACGAUGGAGCGGAGAUCUUUCAAAAGUUCAACAGUGAUCCGGGGCUGGCGGUUGGCCGUCACAAGCUGGAGGGCGUGGACUUUGAGGGGACGUUCUUCAUCGCUCCGGACCCGAACGACGUUGUUGCGGAUGACGAUUUUGUUGGGUUUGUUUUUGGGUAUUUGAAUGAACGCAAGUUUUAUGUUGUUUCUUGGAAAGCAAAGUUUCAAAGGUAUUGGAGAGAACCUAGACCAGUUGCGAAGGCUGGUAUCACGCUGAAACUAGUAAACAGUACGUCGGGGCCCGGACCGAAACUCCGUAACGCGUUAUGGAACGAUGAAAGCGUGGAGGGAGAAACUGUCAAAUUGUGGCAAAGUAAGAAGUUAGGCUGGAAGUUUGACACCGCGUACCGCUGGAAACUGAUGCAUCGUCCAGCAAUAGGAUUGAUUCGUUUCGAGCUGUUCAAAGGAAAUCAAAAAGUGGUAGACUCCGGGAACAGGUACGACCACCACAUCAAGGGUGGUCAACUCGGCGUCUACUGCUUCUCGCAAGCAAUGAUAAAGUGGUCUAAUCUGGUGUACCGCUGCAACGAAACGAAUCCAGCCAACCUCUAAACGCGCCGCGGUGGUCCUAAACGCACCAAUCUCCAAGAUGGCGUCGUUUGUCAAAAAACAAGUUCCCGCGUCCCACGUCAAUUUGAACAACAACGCCAGAUCCGUAUCCCAAACUAGUCCCAAAAGCUGCAGUUUUGCCCGUUUACGGAGAAUCGCCCAAAAAGAUCAAAUGACCGAAUUUGGGGUCUGCCGGUCAUAAGUUAUUUCUUAAUUUUCACUCACUUAUCAGCCGCCAUUAUCGGACGGCGGCGGCUGGUUAUUUUGAGCCGCCCACGCGAACUGUUGUUGAAUUGCUGUGUCUUCUUUUGUCUAUCUGCCAUGUUUGACUCCCACUUGGAGAUGAGAUCUGACGGAAGGCUUACCGUUUUCGGAUGUGGCGGUGGUGCCCAUAUGUGUUAUUAGCCUAUUAAAAAGCAGUAAAAACUGUCAGACCUUAAUGUGGACGGAACCGCCGUCGAAAAUGUUUGUGAUGGAGUGUGGGACUAAUCCGGGGCGCAUCUGUUUGUGUGGUAUUUUUGUU
Culex quinquefasciatus (southern house mosquito) is the source of this 4156-nucleotide messenger RNA. RefSeq names its product cartilage oligomeric matrix protein. Gene Ontology annotation, biological process: cell adhesion. The coding region runs from base 10 to 3636 and encodes 1208 amino acids. Gene Ontology annotation, molecular function: calcium ion binding. The record is from RefSeq and is a predicted model, not a curated record. NCBI's taxonomy places the organism in Eukaryota, Metazoa, Arthropoda, Insecta, Diptera, Culicidae. The transcript is spliced from 3 exons. Gene Ontology annotation, cellular component: extracellular region.